AUGGCGGCGGCCGCGCUGCUGCCGCUGGCGCUGCUGGCGCUGCUGGCGCUGGGGGCGGCCGGCGCGGGCACGGGCGCGUGCUACGACGGCGCGGGGCGCCCGCGGCGCUGCCUGCCCGAGUUCGAGAACGCGGCGUUCGGCCGGCGCGCCGAGGCGUCGCACACGUGCGGGAGCCCGCCCGAGGACUUCUGCCCGCACGUGGGCGCGGCGGGCGCGGGGCCGCAGUGCCAGCGCUGCGACGCCGCCGACCCCGCGCGCCACCACAACGCCUCCUACCUCACCGACUUCCACAGCCAGGACGAGAGCACCUGGUGGCAGAGCCCGUCCAUGGCCUUCGGCGUGCAGUACCCCACCUCGGUCAACAUCACCCUCCGCCUGGGGAAGGCCUACGAGAUCACCUACGUGAGGCUGAAGUUCCACACCAGUCGCCCUGAGAGCUUCGCCAUCUACAAGCGCAGCCACGCCGGCGGCCCGUGGGAGCCCUACCAGUUCUACAGCGCCUCCUGCCAGAAGACCUACGGCCGGCCCGAGGGCCAGUACCUGCGCCCCGGCGAGGACGAGCGCGUGGCCUUCUGCACCUCCGAGUUCAGUGACAUCUCUCCGCUGAGCGGGGGCAACGUGGCCUUCUCCACCCUGGAGGGCCGGCCCAGCGCCUACAACUUCGAGGAGAGCCCUGGGCUGCAGGAGUGGGUCACCAGCACCGAGCUCCUCAUCUCUCUAGACCGGCUCAACACGUUUGGGGACGACAUCUUCAAGGACCCCAAGGUGCUCCAGUCCUACUACUACGCCGUGUCUGACUUCUCUGUGGGUGGCAGGUGCAAGUGCAACGGCCACGCCAGCGAGUGCGGCCCCGACGGCGCGGGCCGGCUGGCCUGCCGAUGCCAGCACAACACCACUGGCCCCGACUGCGAGCGCUGCCUGCCCUUCUUCCAGGACCACCCGUGGGCCCGGGGCACUGCCGAGGCCGCCCACGAGUGUCUGCCCUGCAACUGCAGUGGCCGCUCCGAGGAAUGCACAUUCGACCGGGAGCUCUUCCGCAGCACGGGCCACGGCGGGCGCUGUCUCCACUGCCGUGACCACACGGCUGGGCCACACUGCGAGCGCUGCCAGGAGAACUUCUACCACUGGGACCUGCGUGCGCCGUGCCAGCCCUGUGACUGCCACCCAGCAGGCUCCCUGCACCUCCAGUGCGAUGAUGCGGGAACCUGCGUCUGCAAGCCCACUGUGACCGGCUGGAAGUGUGACCGCUGCCUGCCCGGGUUCCACUCACUCAGUGAGGGAGGCUGCAGACCCUGCACCUGUGAUCCUGCUGGCAGCCUGGGCACCUGUGACCCCCGCAAUGGGCGUUGCCCCUGCAAAGAGAAUGUGGAAGGCAACCUGUGUGACAGGUGUCGCCCAGGGACAUUUAACCUGCAGUCCCAUAAUCCCGCCGGCUGUAGCAGCUGCUUCUGCUACGGCCACUCCAAGGCGUGUGUGGCCGCCACCCAGUUCCAGGUGUACCACAUCCGCUCCGAUUUCCACCAGGGAGCCGAGGGCUGGUGGGCCAGAAGUGUGGGGGGCCCCGAGCACCCCCCAAGAUGGAGCCUGAGUGGGGUCCUCCUGAGGCCUGAAGAAGAGGAGGAGCUCACGGCACCAGAGAAGUUCCUGGGAGACCAGCGGUUCAGCUAUGGGCAGCCCCUCACACUGACCUUCCGGGUGCCCCCCGGGGGCUCCCCACCCCCCGUGCAUCUGAGGCUGGAAGGGGCAGGCUUGGCCCUGUCUCUGAGGCACUCCAGCCUGUCCAGCCCCCAGGACACCCGGCAGCCCGGGGAGACACAGCUCAGGUUCCUCCUGCAGGAGACCUCCGAGGACGUGGACCCUCCACUGCCCCCCUUCCACUUCCAGCGGCUCCUCACCAACCUGACCAGUCUCCGCAUCUGUGCCGGCCGCCGGAGCCCAGGCCCUGCCGGCCAGGUGUUCCUGACCAAGGUCCAGCUCACGUCCGCCCGGCGGGGGCUGUCCCCCCCAGCCUCCUGGGUGGAGACCUGCUCAUGUCCCAAGGGCUACACGGGCCAGUUCUGUGAAUCCUGCGCUCCAGGAUACAAGAGGGAGACACCACGAGGGGGUCCCUAUGCCAACUGUGUGCCUUGUACCUGUAACCAGCAUGGCACCUGUGACCCCAACACAGGGAUCUGUGUGUGCGGCCACCACACCGAGGGCCCGUCCUGUGAGCGCUGCGUGCCUGGUUUCUAUGGCAAGCCCUACACAGGCCAAGCUGACGACUGCCAGCCCUGCCCCUGCCCCGGACACUCAGCCUGCACGACCGUCCCAGAGAGCGGGGAGGUGGUGUGCACCCACUGUCCCCCAGGCCAGAGAGGGCGGCGCUGUGAGAUCUGUGAUGAUGGCUUUUUUGGGGACCCGCUGGGGUUUUCCGGGGCCCCCCAGCCCUGCCGCCAGUGCCAGUGCAACGGAAAUGUGGACCCCAACGCUGUGGGCAACUGUGACCCCCUGUCCGGCCGCUGCUUGCGCUGCUUGCGCAACACGACGGGGGAUCGCUGUGAGCGCUGCCGGGAAGGCUUCUACGGGAGCGCCCUGGCCCCGCGGCCCGCAGGCAGAUGCGCGCCCUGCAGCUGCAACCCCGGGGGCUCGGUCGGUGAGCAGACACCCUGCGACCCAGUGACGGGUCAGUGCUCCUGCCUGCCUCACGUGACUGGGCGGGACUGCAGCCGCUGCAGCCCAGGCUUCUUCGACCUCCAGCCCGGGAGGGGCUGCCGGAGCUGUGAGUGCCACCCACUGGGCUCCCAGGAGGACCAGUGCCACCCCAGGACUGGGCAGUGCCCCUGUCGCCCAGGCGUAGUGGGCCAGGCUUGUGACAGAUGCCAGCUCGGUUUCUUUGGCUUCUCCAUCAAGGGCUGCCGGGCCUGCAGGUGCUCCCCGCUGGGCGCUGCCUCAGCCCAGUGCCACGAGAACAGCACGUGCGUGUGCAGGCCUGGCUUUGCGGGCUACAAGUGUGACCGCUGCCAUGACAACUUCUUCCUCACGGCGGGCGGCACACGGUGCCAGGAGUGCCCACUCUGCUACGGCCUGGUGCAGGAGGAGGCGGCCAAGCUGAAGGCCAGGCUGACCUUGAUGGAGGGGUGGCUGCAGGGGUCUGACUGUGGCAGUCCCUGGGGACCACUAGACAUUCUGCAGGGAGAGGCCCCACGGGGGGACGCCUACCAGGGCCACCACCUGCUGCCAGGGGCCCGGGAAGCCCUCCUGGAGCAGAUGACGGGCCUCGAGGGUGCCGUGAAGGCCUCCCUGGAGCAGCUCCGGGUGCUCAGCAAGGGUGCCCGCUGUGCCCAGGCCAGAGCCCAGAAGACCUGCGUCCAGCUGGCAGACCUCGAGGCAGCGCUGGCAUCCUCAGAAGAGGAGAUUCUGCACGCUGCCACUGUUCUCCAAUCUCUGGUGAUUCCUCAGGAAGGGCCCGGCCAGCCCAGCCCAUGGAGCCAUCUGGCCGCGGAGGCCCGCGCCCUUGCCAGGAGCCACAGACGCAGCGCCGCCAAGAUUGAAGCUGCCGCCCGGAGGGCCCUGCUCACCUCCAACGCCAGCUACGCGCUUCUCUGGAGUCUGGUGGACGGUACGGUGGCCCUGGAGACUCAGCGGGAGCUGGAGGACAGGUACCAGGAGGUCCAGGCGGCCCAGAAAGUGCUGGGCACGGCUGUCGCAGAGGGGCUGCCCGAAGCGGAGAGGGUGCUGGCCACCAUGCAGCAAGUCGGCACGGCUGCCGCCCCGAGCCUGGCCUUACUGGCCACCCCUGGAGCACUGCCUCAGGAGGCUGAGGCCGAGGACUUGGGCCGGAAGGCGAGGGCCCUGGACAAGACGGCUGCAUCGAGGGAGCGCGUGGCCGCUGAGGCCGCCCGAGCCCUCCAGGACACUGCCCGGGCCCUGCUGCAGAAGACAGAGCCCCUCGUGCAGCUGCACCAGGAGGCCACAGCCGCCCUGGCCCAUGCUUCCUCAUCUGUCCAGGCUGCCACAGUGACCGUCGCGGGAGCCAGGACCCUGCUGGCUGACCUGGAAGGAAUGAAGGCGCAGUUUCCUCGGCCCGAGGACCAGGCGGUGCUGCAGAGGAAGGCAGGCGUGGUCAGGGGCAGGUUCCUUGCAGACGCAAAGAAGAAGACCAAGCAGGCGGAGAGGAUGCUGGGCAAUGCAGCGUCUCUCUCCUCCAGCGCCAAGAAGAAGGGCAGAGAAGCGGAGCUGUUGGCCAAGGGCAACGCCAAGCUUGCCAAGGCCUUGCUGAGGGAGGGGAAGCAGGGGCACCGCCGUGCCAGCCGGCUGGCCAGCCAGACGCAGGCCACACUCCGACAGGCCUCCCGGCAGGUGCUGGCCUCUGCAGUGCACAGGCAGGAGCAGGAGGAAGCUGAGCGGGUGGGAGCUGGGCUGAGCGAGUUGGAACGGCAGAUCCGGGAAUCACGUGUCGCCCUGGAGAAGGACAUAGAGGCCUUGUCAGAGCUGCUUGCCAGACUGGGGUCACCGAACGCCCAUGGAGCCCCAGCCCGCACCCUGAAUGAGACUCAGCAGGCACUGGAACGCCUGAGGCUGCAGCUGGGUUCGCCGGGGGCCCUCCAGGGGAAACUGAGGCUGCUGGAGCAGGAGUCUGAGCAGCAGGAGCUGCAGAUCCAGGGCUUCGAGAGUGACCUCGCCCAGAUCCGUGCCGACAAGCAGAACUUAGAGGCCAUUCUGCACAGCCUGCCUGAGCACUGUGCCAGCUGGCAGUGAGGGCUGCCCAGACCCCUGGCACACACUCCCCCACCUGCUGUUUUCAUGGCCCAGGGCAUGCACACACACACCCCCACACAGAUGUGCCCACUUAGGCACACCCCCAGAGCCGGCUGCUGUGGACUGUCCCCUGUGUGAAUAGUCGUGCUCCCUGCUGAGUCUGUCUGCACCUCCCUCCCUGCCAGCAGGGGUGAGUGUGCAUACCCAGUGCACUCGGGCAUCGGUGUGCACUCCCAUCCCUGCACGGGCAUAGACAUGCACACCGUGUCAGGAACACAUGCAUGUACAUGCACACAUGUGGAUGCACAUCUGUGUGUGAUGCACACAUAUGUUCAAGUCCAUCCAGGCAUGCACGCAUGUUAGAGUGAGUCCACAGCUGUUGUCGAGAGUCAGCUGUGUGCCAGGCACCCUACGGGUCCUGGGCGAGUUGUUAUGUUGAAUACCCAGCAGGGCUGACAUACCCACUGUCGCCCCAGACAGCAGAGGGGUCUCAGCAGAUCCUCGGAAAUCGAGGGUGGGUUCAGCAGGAGCCAGAGUGCCUAGUCCCAGAGCUGCCCUCUGUCCCAGCACACUACUGCCCACCUGUCGCCCGGCGUGCACACCCAGCAGCUCUACGCAGCCAGGGGAUCGGCAGGCCAAGAAACACAAGAUCCUGGGAGGGUUCUCGGCAGUAGAAUCUAGACCCAGGGACCCCUGAGGCCAUGAUGGGGCUUGGAGCAAGGCCCACCUGGCAAGGUGCCACUGGCUUCCCCAGCUAUGUCCCUCUAAGGACCCUGGGACUGCACCAGACACUGGAGGAAUCACCUGCUCUGGGCCCCACCCCCCCUUCAGCCUGUGAUCUGUCCAAAGAGCCAGGCCCUCAAGGGCUGGAGGAGCCUGGGUCAUGGGGGCUCAGACAGGCCACUGAGAGCACCCCUUUACACCCCCAGCAACCCAGUGGCCUUUGACCCUUCCCUAACCAGCCCCAUGGCCCCACCUGCCAUGAGGGAGGCCACAGGGGUGUGGAUGCAUGGCUGCCAUUCCAGUCUGUCCUGCCGGGGAACCCCCCUGUAGCCAGGCCCUCGUGUGGCCUCUGCCCAGGACUCCCUGGCAUUUCCUCCUGGCACUCCUCCCCUUUCCUGGGCCACCUCCAGCAUAUGGCAGGGCCUUGGCACUGGGAAGACAGGCACCUCCGGGGCCCAGCCCCUCCCUCCCGUGGCUCCCCCGACAGGAAGGGGGGGCAGUGCAGACCAGUUCUGUUCAAUGUGGGAAUAAAGGACCCUUUUACUGA
This is a messenger RNA of Lemur catta (Ring-tailed lemur), 6007 nucleotides long. RefSeq names its product laminin subunit gamma 3 (gene LAMC3). The transcript is spliced from 28 exons. The coding region runs from base 1 to 4737 and encodes 1578 amino acids. NCBI's taxonomy places the organism in Eukaryota, Metazoa, Chordata, Mammalia, Primates, Lemuridae. The record is from RefSeq and is a predicted model, not a curated record.